Molecule: messenger RNA, 564 nt
Organism: Dichotomopilus funicola
Lineage: Eukaryota; Fungi; Ascomycota; Sordariomycetes; Sordariales; Chaetomiaceae
Exons: 2
Coding region: 1-564 (187 amino acids)
Source: RefSeq, a predicted model, not a curated record
AUGACCCGCCCACCAACCUACAUCUCCUCCCUCUCCCUCACCCUCGCUCUAAUCACCCUCCUCCUCGCCCUCACAACCCCAACCCACGCAGCACCCACUGAGCCCUGGUACGAAAAAUACCACCAACGCCGCGUGACCGUCCCCCAGUCCUACUACGAAGGCCUCGCCCUCCGCCGGCAGGUGCAUCUCAACCCCGACGCUGUCCGCGAUGUGCGCUGUGUCGAUACUUCUGCAACAAUCCUCCUCCACGACGAACACGCCGCCUCCCUAGCAAUCUGCUCCUCCAUCGCCGGCCGCCGGCACGCAAGCCACUGCCAGACCCUACUACCGCAAACCACCGAGGGUCGGGUGGGCAGUGCUGUGUUUCGGCUUGAAGCACUCGACGAGGGCCAGCAACAGCCCAUGGAAGGGAUCUCGAGGAGGAGGAUUAAUGUGAGCAAGGAGGCGUGGAUGGGGUGUGUGGCGGCCGCGAGGGAGCAGUGUCCGCAGGGGGGGCUGGAGGGACGGUGCGUGGGUGUGGCGACGGGUGGGGGGGAUGUUUGGUUUUCUUUGGGGGGUGUUUGA